CACCAUGUGUGUUGUUAUAUUACAAGAUUCAAGUUACUAACGAAAACGGUCGCUUUGUAUAAUGAUAUAAAGGAAAAAUUAAAAAUAAACAAACAUAAGGGUUUACUUGACACAUUUUUUAUUUAGUGAAGCUAUAAUAAUUGUGAAUUAUCAUAAUUGUAACGUUUAUUCAACGUUUAUGCUAUGUUGACUGCUUCCUGUAUUUUAUGCUAAGCAAUUAUCAUUGACUACAAAAUGAAUAAACCGUGGUCCAUUCGUGCUUCUACAAUGUCGAGAAAUACGCAAAAUUUAAUCAGGAACAUUGUGGAAAAGAUUCAAGUGAAACCUAAUCCUAAUAAAAACUUUAUACCACUUUCUAUUGGCGAUCCAACUGCUUUUGGAAAUCUUACACCGCCAGAGGAGUUGCUACAAGCAGUCCGAAACAGCUUAGAUGAGAAUGAAAGCAGAUGCUAUGGUCUUACUAACGGUGCUUUGGUUGCAAGACAAGCCGUGGCGGAGUAUUACGCGCACCAAGGACAGGUCUCAGCAGACGAUGUUAUCCUGUGUAAUGGAUGCGCACAAGCAUUAGACUUGGCUAUAACAGUUCUUGCUGAACCUGGUCAGAAUAUACUGGUACCGAGACCUGGCUACAUGUUAUACCGUACUAUAGCUGAAGGACUGGGUAUAGUUAUCAAGCACUAUAAUUUAUUGCCUGAGAAAAAUUGGGAAGUUGAUUUAAAGAAUUUGGAAGACCAAAUUGAUGAUAAAACCGCCGCAUUAAUUGUCUUAAACCCUUCGAAUCCUUGUGGUUCUGUAUAUACAAAGGAACAUUUGAGAGACAUACUGCGAAUAUCAGCCAAACAUCGUUUACCUAUAAUAGCUGAUGAAAUAUAUGAGAAAUUCGUUAUAUUUGAUAACAAAUUUACUUCGUUAGCGAGUAUAUCUAAGGAUGUGCCAAUACUUGUCUGCAGUGGUCUUACCAAAGGAUUCUUAGUUCCUGGAUGGCGAAUGGGUUGGUUAGUUAUUCAUGACAGGCAAGAUAUAUUUAGUAAAGAUAUCCGUGAUGGGUUAAGAAAUUUAACGGGAAGACUACUAGGACCUAAUAAAUUAAUCCAAAUGGCUUUGUCAAAAACAUUAACAACUGUACCACAAAGCUUUUUUGAUAGUGUAAUGUCAUUUAUAGAGAGUCAAGCUAAAUUGGCAUAUAAAGAGUUAAGCCACGCGCCUGGACUGCGACCAAUUUUACCACAAGGAGCAAUGUACAUGAUGAUAGAAAUAAAAAUGUCAAUGUUUCCAGUGUUUAGAGAUGAACUGGAGUUUAUUGAGCGCAUGUAUAGUGAACAGUCCAUACUGUGUAUACCAGGCCAAUGUUUCGACUUUCCUAAUUUCAUGAGAAUAGUACUCACUGUGCCUGAACAUAUACUACGCGAGGCCUGCGCGAGGAUACAACAAUUCUGUCGCGAUCACAUCAUGCAGGAAAACAAUAUUAAUUAAUUAUACAUUCAGGAAAUUUAAUUAAUUAUAAGUAGUACACAAAAUAUAGGUCAGCAUUCGCCAACGCGACGCAGACGUAAUCAGAUCGGUUGGGUAUGACAAGAGACAUGAUGUGUAGUAUCAUCUAGGACAUUGUAACCACUGUGUGAAAUUUUCGGUAUUUUUUAAGGUUAAAAUACUCAAUAAAUUAAAGGCCGCUGUAAAAACGGGCAAUUCAAAAUGUAUCAUUUCUCGCCGUUUUUUUUUUCUAGAGAAAAUACUCCUUUUUGCUGGUGGAAUACUCCUUUAUAGGAUGCCAACGACUUUUGUUUUAACCAGUAUAUUAUGUGACUAUAUUUGUCUACAUUGUAACUCAACAUUACAAUGGGUUAACCUAAAUGCGAAGUUGACAGGUUAAAAUAUGGUUAACAUUAUUUACACUGAAGAAGAUGUAAGACAGCCUUUUUACUUCA
Molecule: messenger RNA, 1925 nt
Organism: Galleria mellonella (greater wax moth)
Lineage: Eukaryota; Metazoa; Arthropoda; Insecta; Lepidoptera; Pyralidae
Product: tyrosine aminotransferase-like
Exons: 6
Coding region: 235-1473 (412 amino acids)
Biological process (GO): biosynthetic process; aromatic amino acid metabolic process
Molecular function (GO): L-tyrosine:2-oxoglutarate transaminase activity; pyridoxal phosphate binding
Source: RefSeq, a predicted model, not a curated record